AAUUUCGAAGAAGCAAAGUAAUUUUUUUUUUCAAUUUGGUUUUAUUUUACGGAACAUAAAAUUAAUUGAAAAAAAAAAUAUAAUAAAAUAAUUUAAAUAAUUUAAUAUAAAAAAAAAUUAAUAUUGAAUUAAAAAAAAAAUAAGAAUAAUUGUUAAAAUGAUGGCUAAUAAUAAAAAUUUAAUGAAAAUUUCAUUACUAUUAUUAAUAUUAAAUAUUAUAAAAAUAUGUAAUGGACAUGUAGCAUUAACAUAUCCACCAGCACGUCAUUAUGCAUUAGAUUUUUUGGAUAAUUCACGUACAAAAGGUCCCUGCGGUAUGCCAAAAGGUCUUCAACGAACAUCAUUUUUGUCGGGAUCUUCAUUUAAUGUUACAUGGCAUUUAGCCUAUCCACACAGGGGUGGUUUUCGAUUGCAGUUGUUGGAUCAACUGGAUAGACCAGUUUUAGAUUUAACACCACACGUUAAUGGUUCGGAAUUUGUAAGAACAGAUGUCACGGCUCAAUCAUUUCCAGUUCACAUACCAUCUGAUUUCACCUGUCCGAAUUGUACAUUAAGAUUAUUAAGACAAGCUGACGAAUGGUCACAAGAUUAUAGAUUUUGGUCUUGUGCCGAUAUUGAUAUAAAAGAUAGAAAAGAUUUCAAAGAAACUUGUAUGGGUCAAGGAAAAUAUUUUCCAUCAAGAUGUAAAUGUAAUAAAAAUUAUUAUGGCAGUAGAUGCCAAUAUUAUGAUGAAUGUUCAACAAAUCAAGAUUGUGGUCUUCAAGGACAAUGUAUCGAUUUGAAAAGUACAUCGUUACCAAGACGACAAUGUUAUUGUAAUUUAGGUUGGUUCGGUCCGAAUUGUAAUAAAAAAUCACCAAUUAAAUCAACGGAUAUUGAUAUGAGUGUGUAUUCGAAAAAAGAACUUUCACCAGAUUUUCAUUUAUAUUGGAGAAUAAUAGAAGAUCAAAAGGAAAUUGAAAUGGUAAUGAAAGUUAAUAGUACGUCAUGGGUUGCAGUUGGUUGGAGACCUCGAACUCUCACUAAUAUAUGUAAAAAUUUCCCAUUGAUUAAAAAUUUGGAUGAUACAAAAACUUCAUUAAAUUUAAAAUAUCAAACUAAUAAUGAACCAGAGCCAAAUGCUGAACCUGAACCAAAAUCAGAACCUGAACCAACAUCAGAGCCUGAGCCAAAAUCUGAACCAGAACCAAAAUCAGAACCCGAACCUAAUGCUGAACCAGAACCUAAAUCUGAGCCAGAACCAACCUCAGAACCUGAACCAAAAUCAGAACCAGAACCAUCAGCAGAACCAGAACCUAGUACAGAACCGGAACCAAGUUCAGCUAAAUUUAAAAGAGUGGCAAGUCAUAAUGAUGAUGCAACACCAAAAGAUGGUCUUACCGUAGCUACAAGUGUCUCUUAUCGAGUUAGCGCAAAAACUGGCCGUAAAAGGCGAGAAACCGUCACUGAAGGAUCUGAACCAAAACCUGAGCCGGAACCAAAAUCAGAACCAGAACCAACAUCUGAACCAGAACCUAAAUCUGAACCUGAACCAACAUCGGAACCAGAACCAAAAUCUGAGCCAGAACCUAAAUCAGAACCUGAACCAAAAUCCGAACCGGAACCAACAUCAGAACCAGAACCGAAGUCAGAACCCGAACCGAAAUCUGAACCAGAGCCAUCAUCAGAACCAGAACCAUCAUCUGAACCAGAACCAAAUGCUGAACCAGAACCAAAACCUGAAUCGGAAUCCAAUUUGAAUGAAUUUUUACCAAAAACAUUUACAAAGAGUGAUCAUAACAAACCAAAUUUAAAUCCAUAUACACCACGUCAUGAUUUCAAUCCAAUGGAUUGUACUGACAUUGUAAUUGGUAGUGCUCGUGGCUUAACAAGUCGUGUCGGUGAUUAUUAUACUCGUGAUAGAUCAACCCCACAACAUGAUGAAUUUUAUGGCGGAAAAUCAGAUUUAACGUUAGGUACCGGUUUUGAAGAGAACGGUGUUACAACAAUUAUUUUCCGCAAAAAAUUAGAAUCAAAUGAAUUGACUGAUCAUAGUUUGAUUGAUGAUUUGACACAUGUUAUAUGGGCUAAAGGACAAGAAUUAACUAGAUAUGUACAUAGACCACCAUCAGGUUUAGAAAAAGAAAUUUCUUCUGUACCUAAUUUCUAUCAGCCAGAUGAAUUAAAAUAUCAUGGUCAUAAUAUGCAAAGAGGUGCAACACAAAUAAAUUUCUUUGAUAAGAAAACUAAAGAUGUUGAAGAGACAGCUGGUGGAAAUAUUAUUGAUAAUGAAUGUUUCGGUCAUUGGAAACAUCCAAGAACUUGUACAGUUGAAGAACAUAAUUGUGAUUAUUAUGUUCGUUGGGAAACAAUUGGUAAAGGAAAUGAAAUGAGAUGGUAUAUUGAAACAUCAAGUAUACAAACAUGGACUGGUAUCGGUUUUAGUAAUGAUGAUAAAAUGUCACAAACUGACGCAAUAAUUGGUUGGGUUGAUCCGAAAACUGGUAGACCAUUUUUAAUGGAUACAUGGAUUAAUGGUUAUUCUGCACCCAGAUUAGAUGAUAGUCAAGAUACAUAUAAUGCAUCUGGUCGUAUUGAAAAAGGAGUAACAAUAUUAGAGUUUACUAGAAAGAGAGUUAGUGGUGAUGAAAAGGAUCUUUCAUUUACUGAAGAUCAGUGUUUAUAUUUAAUGUUUCCUGUCGUUGGUGGUGCAUUUAAUGCUGUUAGUAAAAAAAUUCGUAAACAUGAACAAAUUCCAUUAGUCACAUCAAAUAAAGUAUGCAUUAAAUCAUGUGGUAAACAUUUAGAAACAUUAUUAAUUGAAUCUCAAGCUCCGGUACCAAAUCGAUUAGUUUAUGCUGCUGGUGUAAGAUUAAUGAAUUUAGGUGAAAGUUUUGAAACCCCAAGAAAAGGAACUGUUGAAUUUGAUGUACUUGCUAGUACAAUAUCAGAUUCAUUUGAAAGAGUUUUAAAUAAUAUUUCUGGAUAUAAUAAAAUUGACGUUGUAGAUUUCCAAAAGGAAGGAACAAAUUCAAUGAUUGCUAAAAUUAAUAUACUCUUAGAUAAGGAACUUUAUGAAAAAUCUAGAAAAUUAAAAUUAGAACCAGUUUCAAAUAAUCUAGAUUCAAAUGAUGAUAUGGAAAAAGAUGAAGAUGGUGGUUUAAUUAUAAAAAGGGCAUUAAGAGAUAGUAUUGCAACAGGAAAAGUUGGCUCAUUAACAGUUGACCCACAAUAUCUCGAUUUUGAGGCUUUAGAAUACAAAACUUCAAAUAAUGACGGAUCGUUUGCAUCAUUCUUUCAAUUAUCAGAAGUAAGAUUAUAUACUGUUUUAGGAUGCAUAGUUGCAUUAGUAAUAAUUGCAAUAAUACAAGCAGCUUGUACAAUUUAUAAAACAUCAAGAAAAAGUAGAAAUCAAAAGGAUCAAUUAAUACCAAAUUCAGCAUGGAAAGAUUAUUCAUCAAAUACAAAUUAUGCAUUUGAUGCAUUUGCUGAAACUGAAGAAAAAAAUGGUAUUGGUGGUGGUAGUGGCGGUGUUAUCGGUAUUAAUAAAUCAUCAAAAUCAUCGAGAAAUCGUGAUUCACAAAGUCAACAAACAACAUUACCAAUGUCACAUUCACCAACAUCAAAAUCACAACAACAAUAUUAUACUGAAAAUGGAAGUACAAAUGGUGGUACAAAUGGUAAUAUGAUGAGUGGUGGUAGUGGUAAUAGACAACAUCAUCAUAUAUCACGUUAUGAAAAUGGUAUGAAUUCAUCAGUACAUGAUAAUCAUUAUAGUAAUCGUCAUCCAAGUGGUGAUCCAUAUUAUAAUCAAUAUACUAGAUCAUCAUAUGCUGAUAGAGCAUAUUCUUUACCAAGAACAUCAGUACAACCAUCACAUCAUCAGAAUCCAAUACAACAACAAGGUUAUUAUACACAAGAUCGUAGAAAUCGUAAUAAUAGUUAUUCACAUCAAAAUGAAUAUCGUACAACAAAUGAUAAUACAAGAGAUCGUAGUAAUGAUAGACGUUAUCAUCAUGAUAGAAGUCAUUCAAAAGCCAGUUCAGCUGGUACUGAUACACCAGAUUUUUAUUUUAUGCCAUCACAAAGAAAAUAUUCUGGUGAAGUGGUGCGAGUUUAUGUUGACUAUAAUAAAGAUCCAAAACAUUAAAAUUGGAAUUUAAAAAAAAGAAAAAAAAUUUAAUAUUUCAAAAUUGUUUUUUUUUUUUUUUUAUUUUAAUAAUUAAUUUUUAAAUUUUUUUUUUUUUUAGCUUUUGUUUUAUAGUUUAUUUGAUUUUAUUUUCAUUUUUUUUAGUGCAAUAAAAUUUAAAAUCUAUAAAAUAUUAAAUUAAAAUACAAAAUGGUGUUUUAAAAAUGAAUACAUUUGUAAUUAAUUUAAAUUAAUUUAAAAAAAUUAAUGA
This is a messenger RNA of Condylostylus longicornis, 4379 nucleotides long. RefSeq lists its product as uncharacterized. The transcript is spliced from 13 exons. NCBI's taxonomy places the organism in Eukaryota, Metazoa, Arthropoda, Insecta, Diptera, Dolichopodidae. The record is from RefSeq and is a predicted model, not a curated record. Bases 158 to 4129 code for a protein of 1323 amino acids.